CUAAUCAUGACACCCUCCAAGGGUAUAUAAUGAUCAGAAUGGGUGACAUUUUGAUAUUUAUCGUCACCUGCUGGCACAGUACACUUGCGAAUAAUAUGUCUUAUUAUGAGGUUCUGAAUGACGCGUUGGAAUUCUCCGUUAAUCUGUCGAACCCUGAUUACAUCCUCUGGAAGCCCGAGGACUGGUACCCAGAGCUGUGUCCGCCAGAGAUCCCCAAAAAAGAACUACUUCGAGACGUGGACUUUACAAAGGUGGACAAGGAAGCCAGAAAGACAGAGGAUUCACUAAAAGAAAGUUUCCAUCUACUUAUCAAGCAUCUUACUAUUAAUGCUGACACCGAUCUACACAAGUUAAGAUCCAUUUUUGUGUGGAUGGGUCAUCAAGAGGUCGGAUGUCGACAAGAGAAAUCAGGAUGCAAAAAAGGCAGUCCUAGAUAUUACCUACAGGAGGCAUAUGAAGAUAAGAUUACCAUCAGUAAAUUGUUUGCCAAGAUGUGUAGAGUCGCAAAAAUUCCAUGCAUACUUGUGAACGGCCAUGCAAAAGAUUCUACGUAUGACACUGGUGAUGAUUACCUUAGAGAAUGUACCUGGGCAGUUGUUUACGUGGCCGGCAGCUGGCGCUUCGUGUUCCCUCACCGGGCCUUUGUAUCAGCAAUUUACUACCAGAAAGGAAACUGGAGGCUGGUUGAAGAUUCUGGAGGGACUUACAGACAACGAUUCACAGCACGUCCUGGGAGUGAAGUAUCGACUUUUGUUGAUUUCUUCUGGCUGACCGACCCUGACAUGAUGCAAUACAUCUGUUAUACACCAAACAAGGAGUAUCAGCUGUUGCCUGAACCACAGACAAAAGAAAAGUUUCUCGCUUUGCCUUGCUUCAAUCAUUAUUAUUUCUCAUCUGGAUGGUCUCUAAUCGACCCGUGGACAUGCGUGAUCAAGCCUGAACAUGGAUGGUGCUUCAUCAACUUCUGCACUCCUACAGCAAGUUCUAAACUCCAAUACGAACUGUUUUUCGAUGAAAAUCGUUCGAGAACAUCUUUUCCGCAAGAACGACAAACAGAUCGUUAUGUAACCAUAUUGAAGAGGACAAAGCAGUCAAAGUCAAUUAUGGUCAGACUUCCAGUGAUUGGAGCCUAUAAACUUGAGGUGAAUGGCGGUUUAGUAGAAUUUCAGAUUGUUUGUGAGCACGUGCCAUCUGACAUACGUCCCUUGCCGCCAUGUUCAGAGAACGGACAUGGAUUUACGGAAGAAGCAGCCGCAGCUGGUUUGUCUCAGCCUUCCCACACAGAGGGAGUUGUGCCGGUGAAAAGUGGUGAAGAGAUAGACUUUAGUUUUACGGUUAAAGAGGACAUCGACAUUUUAGCCACGCUGGUCCACCAUACUGGGAAACGCAAAAACCUUGAAGUUCAGAGAGAAAACGAGAGAGCGAAAGUUCAUUUCAGAUUGCCGGAAGAUGAACCGAAACCAGAAUAUGCGUUACAAAUCGAUAUCAUCAAAAACAGACUAGCAGAUGAAAGUUCAAAACAAAAAUUCACUAACAUUUUGAGCUACCUGCUGACCAGCGAUGACAAACUGAAUGCCGCCAUUGUGGACAAGGACAAGCAGGAACUUCUACAGUGCUACAACGAACUUUACGACUGGGUUGCCAAGGAUGACGAAAGACUGGUAGAAAAAGUUGCCUUUCGCGUCAAGAUGGCUGAUAUUAAAGAUCCUAUAUUAAAUAGAAAAAUUCGAGAGCAGCAGGCAAAGUUCAGUCGCAUGCGAAAGGAAGUACUUGAGGCGGCGAGAGACAGAAACGUGGAUCAGCUGAAUCUUGCCUUGACACACUGCAUUGCUUCAAACCUUAAUGACAGAGGAGACGUAGAAGAUGGCAAAAAAGUAUUAUUGGAAUUAUGCAAGGAAGAUGUAAAACAAGCUCUUAAAAAUCUUCAGGCCAACGAACUUCAUAAAAGCCUGGAUAAGGCAGCCAAGACCUGCAUUAGUGAAUUGGUGCGGGAACAAGCCUGGUUCAAGAAAGGGCAAGAAGCACACCCGAGACUAGAGGAGCUCCAAAGACGAAGACAGGAUCUACGGUCACUAAGGGGUGAAGAGAAAGCCAACAUGAUUAAACCUCCAGACUAUAAGAUUGCUGUUCUUUUUGCCACCUAUAUCCUGCUUGGAGAAAGUCCAAAGGAACUUGAUACGUGGCAAAAAAUCUGGCAAAAACUGAUAUCAAUGGGAGAAGAUGUACUGUUUGCCAGGGUGAUCCGUUUUCCCGACACUAAUUUGGUAAGAAGUCGUGUGGAUCUUGCAGAAGAGAAGUUAAAAAAUUGUGAGCUUGGCAGUGAAGAUGUCAUCAAACGCCUUCACUCGUGGUGCUUGGAAAGGAUUGCGAUUUUCCGGCUGAGUCAGGAGAUCAUAGACUAACUUCGUAAAAUUCAAGGGUUAGCAAAGGGUCAAAGUCAAGACUAUAAGUCUUCUUCUCUGGUUUUGCUUUCCUGCUUUGCACCAUCGAUGACAAAUUGAGAACUACCUUGAGUUCAGGAGACUGAUCAUUGACCAAUAAUCAAUGCUUACAACUAAUUAUUUAACAGUUUUAAAUUUUUAAAACAUUUUCAACGAGGAUCUCAGUUGUAUGCCAGUCUGUUGGUAAGGUCUGCUAGUGUCUGCAAAGUGUAGGCUACAAAUAGACCUUUCAUUUGAAAUGGAGUGUGAUGGUCGCUGAGGUUUCUAUGCAUGAUGCUCUCUAUGAUGAUGAACAGCACAAGUGAUAGGAGCAUCAUUGAUGGACACCUUCUCUCACAUCAAUGUCCACCAAGAUCAGUGUGACAAAUUACCCUUCAGCUUUGAAAUGAAGCUGAUGAAAAUAAGUAUGUUGCUAUUGUUGUGUAAUCUUAUCAAACGUUUUUACACUGUAUACCUUGAUCAUUAUUCAAAUGUCUACGGUCUGCCAGCUUACUUUUAUUUCUGCGAUGUUGAUGGCUGCAUAAAACUUUUACUCAAGAUUAAAGACAUUAUUGAAUGAUGUCAAAUGGCCUGCUAUAUUAUUAUACAAACAUUUUUUGGCAUUCUUUCAACGCUUUCCUAUCGUUGUAUGUACCAAAUACAUUUUUGUGGAAGAAGAGAGCAUUCCUGGACUGUAUACUGCGAUUUAUUUUGAAGUAUAUUUUAGAUUAGACCACACAGAGAUCGGAUACUGACCUCUGUUUACUACUCAGUGUAAACACAGAGCACGUGACAAACAUUUCUCUAUCGUGACUGAAUGUUCAGAAGACAUGCUGUAGAUAAAGUUCCCAGGCUCCAUUGACUAAUUUGAACUUUAAGUGAGUUUGUUUAUUAUUAUAUCAUCCUGCAUUACAUUUAUUAACAUGUACAAUGUCUAAGACAAAUCUGUUGUUGGAAAUAUAAAUCUGGUCGACGACAGGUUUUUUGUGAGUGCAUAAAGAUUUAUUAAACUGAAGGUAG
Molecule: messenger RNA, 3440 nt
Organism: Pomacea canaliculata
Lineage: Eukaryota; Metazoa; Mollusca; Gastropoda; Architaenioglossa; Ampullariidae
Exons: 10
Coding region: 30-2402 (790 amino acids)
Source: RefSeq, a predicted model, not a curated record